AUGUCUUCCAUCACCGUUGCCGUCAUGAGCAGGCAUUAUUUUAUUUUCCCAUUUCGAGAAGUGUAUGAUAAAAUUUUGCCUAGAGACAAUCAUCCCACUUCUGUCAAGAUUGCACAGCAAUUAUUAACGAGAUUGCACAGCAAUCAUCUUUUCCCACUCGAGAGAAUGUUUAAGAGGCUGCCUUUUAUAACAUGCACCUCAUUUGCAGAAAAUAAUGUUGUAAUCACUUUAAACGCUCGUUACUACAAUAACCAAUAUUAUAACUUCAAAGAUCUCUAUAUUUCCAAACCCAGUGUUGUAGCUUCCAACGAUCGUCAAAUAACAGCUGGUAAUCAAAGUGCAGUCGUCUCGGCAACAGCCAGUAUGGAUUCUGAGUCCUAUCCAACAGAAUUGCCAGAAUCUGAACCGCCGGCUGAAGACAAAAAAUUUCAUCCAAAAGUUUAUCAAUCUCCUCUCGGUCGGAAUUCGCUAGCCCCGCCAGGAUUCGCGUACAAUCCAAUCAGCUGA
This is a messenger RNA of Helobdella robusta, 507 nucleotides long. RefSeq lists its product as hypothetical. Lineage: Eukaryota; Metazoa; Annelida; Clitellata; Rhynchobdellida; Glossiphoniidae. Bases 1 to 507 code for a protein of 168 amino acids. The transcript has 5 exons. The record is from RefSeq and is a predicted model, not a curated record.